AUGCUGUUGCUGUUAGAGAGGGAGCAUCCCGCCGUUCAUGCUGCUGUUGAGCGCAUCUUGAGGGGCGAUAGCAAAAUACCCGUAAGUGUUGUGCGAGACUUCGAUGGCUGCGAGUAUCACAUCCGCGUGGAGUGGGACAAGGAAGAGAAAGAGAUGUCACAGACGAGUGGUGUGGAUUCAAAAGAUACCGGAAGUGGCGAGGUCGGGACAGUAAAUGUUGGUGGCACUGCCUCUGUAACAGUUUCGCUUCGGAGCUUCACUCCAUUCGCUGAGUUGAACACCCAUGGGAACUUUUAUGAGGUACUGACAACACUCUUCCCGUCGGAGUUGCAGAAAUUUGUUGUGUGUGACACACAUAAGGGAGAUGGUGAAGAUUUCACAGUUGCGGUGCACAUUCCCUCCAACGUGCCUGCGAAGAUGCUGAAGGAGGCAAUGCAUUCGACCGCCCAGCUACGGGCGUGGAGCUUCGUACCCGCAUUUGCCCGGCAAUUUGAGUUGUUUUUAACGAACCCCGAAGUAGUUCAACCACUGCAGCUGCAUUACCACGAUGGUGAGGAAAUGGUGGUGUACAAUAAUAGGGGAAGUUUCAUUGUUGCUAUCGCAUUGCGUGUCCCGUCUAAGGACGAUGCUGUGUUGACACGUCACUUUCUGCAGGCAAUGGUGGAGGUGAGGAAGCAUGAACGUAGCUUUUGUGGUUCGUCUGCAUUUAUAUUUGAACAAGGUGGCCCUCCGGAUUCUGUCGUUGCUGUGACCGGUCCUCGGGGUCGUGUGCGCGAUCCGAACACAUUUUGGUGUAGCUUCCAGUUGUAUAAGCAGCAGAUGGAACCCCCGCCGCGUCUCGUUGAGACUGUUAUGCACCUAGUAAACUUCCGCACUACGCUAGCCUAUCAUAUCCGUGCCGGGAGGACGUACAUGCACGGCAUUAUGCGGAAACGUGUGGAGUCGAGCCUUCAGUGGUUGAAUAAAGCUAAGGCUAGGGUGGCUGAAGAAACGAAGAUUACAAUAACCUGA
Molecule: messenger RNA, 1011 nt
Organism: Trypanosoma brucei brucei TREU927
Lineage: Eukaryota; Euglenozoa; Kinetoplastea; Trypanosomatida; Trypanosomatidae
Product: ARP2/3 complex subunit, putative
Exons: 1
Coding region: 1-1011 (336 amino acids)
Biological process (GO): actin filament polymerization; Arp2/3 complex-mediated actin nucleation
Cellular component (GO): Arp2/3 protein complex; actin cytoskeleton
Molecular function (GO): structural constituent of cytoskeleton; actin filament binding
Source: RefSeq, a predicted model, not a curated record